UCAAGGUGAAUCUAUCCAAUGAGACGUUGACAACUGUAUAUCUGCCAGAAUGUCGUCAAUAAAGGAAUUGAUGAAAAAAAGAAUACUAGUGGACAUGAUCCAAUCCGUACAGCCUCCCGGAAAAUGGAAGAUCAUUGUCGUUGAUCCUAAAUCCAUCAAGAUAUUGAAUACGGCUUGCAGGAUGCAUGAUAUUCUAGAGGAAAAUGUGACCUUGGUGGAAGACUUGACACGAAAGCGGCAGCCAUAUCCGACUAAGGAGGCCAUCUACUUUAUCUCACCAGUGGACGCCUGCGUAGAUCGAUUUCUGGCAGAUUUCGAAAAAGGAAAGGCCAUGUAUGCUGCCGCACAUGUCUUUUUCGUUGCAGGAUUACCGGAUCAUCUUUUUGAAAAGAUAAAAACCUCAGCCGCGUCGGCUUAUGUCAAAACCCUAAAGGAAAUGAAUGUUGACUUUAUUGCGUACGAACCACAAGUAUUCACCUUUGAACAACCGCUUUCCCUCUUCCCUUUGUACAAUCCCCAAGCCGCAGGUCACCAAGCAGGUGAAAUAACCAGCAUAGCACAACGUAUCAUCUCUGUUCUUUCCACCUUGGGCGACUACCCUUAUAUCCGAUAUUACUCACCACAAGGCACCCAAAAUACGGUCGCUUCGAAACUGGCCCAUAGAGUCCAGCAAGAGCUCGAUGAUCUAUGCCGAUUGGAUCCAGAUUUUCCGCCACCUAGUCCUUACAAGCGUUCUGUCCUUGUGAUUGUUGAUAGGGCUUUGGAUAUGGUAUCACCUUUGGUACACGAGUUUACGUACCAAGCCAUGAUGAAUGAUUUGUUGGUGCUGGAGGGAGGAAAGUACAUAUACAAGACUGAGGGAGGAGCAUCGACGGAUGCUUCCGCCGCCCAAGUUACGUCCGCCAGCCUAGACGAAAAUGAUCCAAUCUGGAUGCUAAUUCGUCACUGGCACUAUGCGGACGCCGUUGAGUACAUUCGCAGUACAUUCAAUAAGUUCCUAACGGAGAAUCGAGCUGCAGCCACAGCUAUGGAGAAAGAAGGCGGUGACGCUAGCGCAAAGGGGAUCGAUUCUCUUAAACAAAUGAAAGACACGUUGAGCUCAUUACCCCAAUUUCAGGAGAUGAAGUCCAAGUUUUCAGUCCACAUCAACAUUUGCCAGGAGUGCAAGACAAUGUUUGAGAGAAGGCAGUUGGAUAUGGUUGCCGCCGUUGAGCAGGAUCUCGCGACGGGUGAAUCGGUUGAUGGGAGAGCCAUUAAGUUUGCCAAUGUUAUGAUGGACAUGGUCCCUGCCUUGGAUAGCGACAACGUUAGCCCAACCGACAAGCUCCGUCUUUUGAUGCUGUAUAUAAUUACCCAACAUGGAAUAGAGGACGACGAGCGACGUCGGUUACUGGGAUACGCCAAGCUUUCUGUGGAGGACUCACAAGCAAUCACAAACUUAUCUCUCGUGGGUGUUCGAUUGAGUAAGUCCAAGGAGAAAAGCAAGGAAGAUAAGGACCGGGGUCGGUACACAUACCACCUUCACAAUCGACAGAAGAAGAGGAAGGGGGAAACCUAUGACUUGAGUCGAUGGUCUCCCGUCCUGAAAACCGUGCUGCAGGACCAAAUACGAAAUCAAUUGGAUUCGACCAUCUUCCCCUGGAUCACAGAGCCCCCACCGGAGGACCUUGCCCCACCACCUCCACCACCGCCAACAAACGCUACUAAAACUCCCCGCGAAAAAGCGCUGGCGCUUAUCCCUCCCGAUCCAUCACACCCAACCUCUUUACGCACAACUCGCGCAUCAUGGGCCACGCCUCGAAAAAAGGCAUCCGAUGACACACAACCAGAUACAAUUCAGCAGUCACAACAGCAGACACAACAACAAGUUUCUUCGUCAGAGUUGCGCAAGAACGGCCCAAGAAUCAUCCUCUUUUCUCUAGGUGGGCUAACGUUCUCUGAGCUACGAGCAACGUAUGAAGUGAUCAAAGAGUUGCAAAGAGAUGUGAUUAUCGGGACGACACAUAUAUAUAACCCGGUGCAACUCGUCGAGAUUUUGAAAGAUUUGGGUAACGCUACGCCAUCGUCGGAGAUAGUUAAAGGGCUAGCAGCGUCGACGGAAUUAUUAUCGUCUGCGUCGGCUUCUGUUGGGAGGGGAGAUGCCGAUAACGGCAUGUCCCGGAGUUCGACUAGUGUGAGCUUAGCGCGAGACGGAAAAGAAAAGGGGAUUAGGGGCAUGUUUAGCGGAAAGAAAAAAGACAAGGCCGGUUGAAAUUGAAUAUAAAAUAGUAUCCAUUGAGACACAAACAUGCGGCCAGGAAUACCUACAUCAGUUCAUCUGGCCACUAUA
Spizellomyces punctatus DAOM BR117 is the source of this 2329-nucleotide messenger RNA. RefSeq lists its product as uncharacterized. Gene Ontology annotation, biological process: intracellular protein transport; vesicle-mediated transport. The transcript has 13 exons. The record is from RefSeq and is a predicted model, not a curated record. The coding region runs from base 50 to 2251 and encodes 733 amino acids. Gene Ontology annotation, molecular function: syntaxin binding. Gene Ontology annotation, cellular component: secretory granule; plasma membrane. Lineage: Eukaryota; Fungi; Chytridiomycota; Chytridiomycetes; Spizellomycetales; Spizellomycetaceae.